AAUUUACAGUUCGAUUGUGGAUCGCGUUUCGUAAAGUUACUGUCUAAACUCCUUCGUGGCAUUAGAAAAAAAAGUGUUGUACGGUGAACAUGUUUCUUCACAGAAAUCAACUGCUAGAAAAGCUCCUAUGCUUCGCGUUGCUUUUCGCCGUGCUGACAUCGAGCGUUUCGAACGCGCAAGUCACUUUUUCGCGCGACUGGAACGCUGGCAAGCGGUCACUAGUGGAAGCAACACCGGCCAACGCGGAAUGUGCUGCACUCUGGCGAACAAUCAACGGACUGUGCAUUGCAAUCACGAAAAACAUUCAACACCUUACACUGUGUGAGGCAAGAUCACUCCUGAAAAAUAUACAAAACGAUGACGCGUCAAUGGAGAACAACAGUGCCAGCAAUAUUCCAUUAUUUUCGAGUAAUCGACUGUAACUGAACUGAAUACGGUUAAGAACACUUUUUGCGCUGAAUUAUAUUUGGUAAAUGGUAUUGGAUGAUGUUCACAAUAAACAUAUGCAGAAAUACAAAACAUCAAUUGUAUAAAUUCUAACAAA
Molecule: messenger RNA, 544 nt
Organism: Wyeomyia smithii (pitcher-plant mosquito)
Lineage: Eukaryota; Metazoa; Arthropoda; Insecta; Diptera; Culicidae
Product: adipokinetic hormone/corazonin-related peptide-like
Exons: 3
Coding region: 90-422 (110 amino acids)
Cellular component (GO): extracellular region
Molecular function (GO): hormone activity
Source: RefSeq, a predicted model, not a curated record